CUCAUGCAUUCAUGAGCGCAGCUCACUAAUCAGAUCACAUGUCAGGGUUUCUUCAAACAAGGCCUGGUCUUGGCGACGUUCUUGUGACACUUCUCCUACAAUUCGUGCCUAUCGCCCGGCCAGGUUGUCAGUUAGUGUCCAAACUAGGCGCUCUAAAAACUCACGCCGCGCCAACCCGAGCUGACUCUUGCCAGAGCUCGCUUCAAGGUGCGAGAGACAGACUGUUCUGCAAGCCGUUCUGCAAGCAUUCCAGUUAGUGUUCAAUCUAGGUAAGCUGCACCAAGCAGAAAGCAAGUCGCUAUUGGGGCCAGCCACAGGUGCACUGUGUAGAGCUUGGGCGGCCAUAUUUGACGGCAGGCACCAUUGUACGGGGUAAGAUCCUGGAAUAUUGCACGGGGUAAGAUUCGGGAAUUUGGCCCAAGAAGGUGAAACAGCUUUACACGAUGGGGGCCGCCCAGAAGCUGAUGGGGACGGCGGCGCAGCAAGCAAAGCGGGCGGAGAUUAGCCUUAUCAAGGAGAUUGGGUAUGGCUUGUUAAUCGGUAUUGCGUGUGGGGCCGUUUGGAAGGUGAAUCACUGGAACGAGCGGAGAAAGGUCGAGGAGUUUUAUGCAAACCUUGAGGCAGGCAAGAUUACCACCGUGAAAGAGGAGUCAUAGCAGAGAUUACACAUGGAUUCAGAUCAAGCCCCGUUUUAUAGAGGAACUUCAGAUGGCUUCUUUAGUGAUAGAAGAUGGAAGACGUAUAACAGGUUGUGAGAUGGUGAUGACUCAGUUCGUCAUAAGCACACAAAAAGGUGUGUUAGAAGUGCCGUCUGUGCUUCUACACAAACAAGCAAGCAAGUCCAUCCUUUCAAGCUUUCCUUAAGUUGACAGUUGGGAAACAAAUACGGGCGUUUCAUCGGUCACUUGAGCCCCUGAGCUUUCCAAGCGUCCCGCUUUUCGGACCUACUACUCAGUGAGGUCAAUGCAAUCAUGUCAAGUCCAAUACUGAGCUGGAAGCCUAAGGAAGAGCAAAGCAGGAUUGCAAACCAGCUC
Molecule: messenger RNA, 1034 nt
Organism: Klebsormidium nitens
Lineage: Eukaryota; Viridiplantae; Streptophyta; Klebsormidiophyceae; Klebsormidiales; Klebsormidiaceae
Source: the annotation of a GenBank genome assembly